AUGUCAAACGUCAAUACUCUGAAAGAAUCUCUCCCCAGUACGAAUGACGACCUGAUACGAAAUAUUUUAUUAUCAUUAAAUACUCAGCAGCGACUAGCUGUGGAAUACAACCAUGAAAAGGCAUUACAAGUCAUUGCAGGACCAGGUACGGGGAAGACCAAAGUUUUAAUAUCCAGGGUGGCUUAUUUACUUUUAAAAGAAAAAUUGAACCCCCAAGACAUCAUUGUAACCACAUUUACAAAUAAAGCUGCCAAGGAAAUGAUAGAUAGACUGACGAAAUUAUUACGUGGAACUCACAUAAGGGUCGAUGAUUUGAUGAUCGGCACGUUUCAUAGUAUAUGUGUUAAGGUUUUACAUCAAUAUGGAUCAUCUAUUGGAUUAUCCAAACAGUGGAGAAUAGCAGAUGAAUCAGAGAUUGAUACCAUUAUACACGAUUUGAUUGCAAACAUGCCCGAUCAAAUCAGAGAUUAUUCCAACUCAAUGACUAGGAAAGUCAAUCUUUGCCUCCCGAAAAGAGGAAGCUCUGGCGAUGAUGAGUGGGCUGUAAGUCCUAAGUUAGUGAAAAGGCAAAUAUCGAGGCUGAAAUCGAGUGCUGUUGUUCCUGACAUAUAUAAAGAAGAUCCUAAUCACGAUUCUGCACUUGCAUAUUUCUACGAAAACUUUCAAAAUGAAUUGACGAAGAUUAAUGCUCUAGAUUUUGAUGAUUUAUUGAUGAAUGCUUUCCUUUUAAUGACCAAAGAAAGGUGCUUACCACACAUUAAGCAUGUUUUAGUUGAUGAAUUUCAAGAUACGAACGAAAUUCAAAUGGAUCUAACAUUUUUAUUUGCUAAAGCAAAUCACCAUCUAUCGAGAGGUAUAACUGUUGUAGGUGACCCUGAUCAGAGCAUUUAUGCUUUUAGAAACGCACUUGCAUACAAUUUCCAAACAAUGGUGCAGAAAUGUCCUAUAGAGUGCGCACGUAUAGUUCUGAUAGAAAAUUACCGUUCCUCACAAAGCAUUCUGGAUACAAGCGAAAGGCUGAUCACUCAGCAAACCGAGGGACGUCAAAAUCGACAACCACUUCAUGCCCAAUUCAAUUGUGAAUUCCCCCCAGUUUAUAUUAAUUUUCCCGCAUCAUUUCUCCAGGGCCCAUCUUUAAUUAGAGAAUUGCUCUAUUUAAAGGCUUUACCAAACUUAUUCACUUACAAAGAUUUUUCAAUAUUAGUACGACAAAGAAGACAAAUCAAACCAAUCGAAACAGCUCUUAUAGAAUAUAGAAUACCCUAUAAAAUUAUUAGGGGUGUUGCAUUUUGGGAACUAAAGGAAAUCACGGCAAUGCUGAACCUAAUUAAGUGCAUCUAUUCUGAUAAUGAAAAAAAUGCCAUCAUUGCAUCAUUACUUUACCCUCCAAGAGGAUUGGGACAAGCAUCAGCAGAUAAGAUCAAAGGCCUCAUGGACAGCAAGGCCGGAAUAACUACUGCCCUAGAUACUUUAAGAGAGAUAAAUGAGAACAAGAUACUUUCAGAUAUUCCUACCAAAGGAUAUACAGUUAUUGCAGACUUUGUGCGAAUGCUUAAUGCUUGUAAGUUAUUAUUUGAUACGAAACCUGUUAAUGAAGCAUUAGAUGCAAUUUUUGAAAAAUUAUUUGAAAUGUCAGGAUUAAAACAAGAAUAUUUAUACUUUGAUGGCAAAAAGAAAAAGAAUCUGGAUAUUUCCAACUUGGAAGCAGAUUAUACAAAUAAGAGAUAUCUUAAUGUUAAACUUCUCAAGACAUAUUUUGUAGGGAAAUUACAAGAGAAUAAACCUGCUGACGAAAAUCCAACGUCCUCAAGUAAUGCGGAUAGUAUCAGGGAUAUUGAUACAUCAUACGACGCAGAGCGGAACUCAAUGACGGUUCUGGAACGUAUACGUGAAUUCUUCAAUUCUCUGACCCUAUACACCUCAGAUUUGCCUGACCUAAGUGACUUUACGGAGAAUGAAUCCCAAAAAUUUAGAAGAGAAGAAAAUGAAAGAGAUGGUUAUGUCACUAUUUCAACGAUCCAUGGGGCUAAAGGUUUAGAAUGGCCUGUUGUCUUCAUACCUGGGUGCGAAGAAGGAAUAAUACCGUCUAUCUUUUCUGGAGAAAACGAUGCUGAUCAAGAUGGCGAAGAUGAUCCUGAAACAGAUGAAGAUAAUGGUAGUGAUAUCGAUAAGAAAAUACAGAUAGAAAGCCCUUCAAAACGACGUGUAAAGUCAAUUGAUGAGGCAGUCCAUGAAGAAAGGAGAAUGUUCUUUGUAGCUCAAACACGUGCCAAAUAUUUGUUAUACCUAUCAUCGGUAACAUCAGAGGGGCCUCGUCCAAGUGCUCCAAGUAGGUUUCUUACCCCUGACCUACUAGGGACUAUGACUGAUGAGCAGAAGGUCUUCAAAAAUUUAGAAAUGAUAAUGAAACUAUAUCGUACUUUGAAGAAAGAGCCUCCGGUUGCAUCUCAAAAGGACUUCUCACUGAAGGUUCUGUUAAAGGAUUAUUCCCAAUUCGUUAGUGCUAGAAGAGAACAUCUUAUAUGGAAUGGUUCUCCCUGUAGAAACACCUCAAAUUUGGACCUUAGCAAAAAUAUAGUAACGCCUCCAAAAUUAUCCCUGGAAUUUACUACUGCUGCUCAGCAGUUACAUUCGACCAAAGGAGUGACAAGAAAUUCAGUUAACCAAACUAAAAGACAAAUGCUUACGAAAAGUCCGAAGAAGAGCUAUGCGCCUUCUAUUACUCCUUCUACUCCUAGCCCGACUAAACUUUAUGCUCCUACCACUUCAUCGGGGGAUAUAUCCCCUAAGCCUGCAAAAGAUUAUGCCCCAGGAUAUAAAUCAUUUAGGAGAGCACCUAAUACUUUGUCUCCAAGGAAGCUAGAAUAUUCACCCAGUAAAUCUAAAACUACUAAAAUCUCUCUUGUCACCAAUUCUCCGGAGAGACUGGUGAAACGUUCCAAUGAAAAUUCUUUUCUAUCAUUUACUGAUAAACCAAAGUCUACUAUAGGGACGACCCCUUCAAAAUACUGGAAUGAACCUGCAAUUAAGAAGGAAUAUAACGAACUUACAGUAGUGAAAUCGGAAUCAACAACAGGAGAUCUUCCUAUGGCUUUAAAAUCGAAACAAUCAAAACCACCGAAUAAAAAUUGCCGUGUAACAAAAGUAAAAGAAGAAUUUGACUCCAAGAAAGAAAGUUCAUAUGAUGUUAACAAUACAACUGCAGCUGAGCUUUUACAUGAUCCAAAUGAUUUGACAAUAGAUGAUCGUCCCAUCCUUACAAAUGCAAAGACUUUAGCUGAUGCUAUAAGAAAGCCUAGUAGGAAGAAUUUGAAGAAGGAAAAUAUUAACAAUGGAAAGUUGAAGAAGGAGGGACAGCCUAAUCAAAUGGAUAUUUUUUCUCAGUUGUCAAGGGCAAAAAAGAAAACGAAGACUAAUAAAGGUGAAAUCAUUAUAAUCGAUUAA
Molecule: messenger RNA, 3444 nt
Organism: Naumovozyma castellii
Lineage: Eukaryota; Fungi; Ascomycota; Saccharomycetes; Saccharomycetales; Saccharomycetaceae
Gene: SRS2
Product: DNA helicase SRS2
Exons: 1
Coding region: 1-3444 (1147 amino acids)
Source: RefSeq, a predicted model, not a curated record